Branchiostoma belcheri (Belcher's lancelet) is the source of this 1566-nucleotide messenger RNA. Its product is annotated as ubiquitin-like domain-containing CTD phosphatase 1. NCBI's taxonomy places the organism in Eukaryota, Metazoa, Chordata, Leptocardii, Amphioxiformes, Branchiostomatidae. Gene Ontology annotation, cellular component: nucleus. The transcript is spliced from 10 exons. The record is from RefSeq and is a predicted model, not a curated record. Bases 54 to 1097 code for a protein of 347 amino acids. Gene Ontology annotation, molecular function: phosphoprotein phosphatase activity; protein binding.
CAUACUGGGACAGAAAGAGAAAUCUGAACUUUCCUUCCCAUCAUUCAGUAGCCAUGGCGGAGAAAGUGAACGUGGUGGUGAAGUGGGGCGGCACGGAGUACCCGGUCACUGACCUGGAGGGCAGCGACACCGUCUUAGAUCUGAAGGAGAGAAUUAAGCAGCAGACGGGGGUGUUACCUGGCCGGCAGAAACUCCUGGGGCUGAAACUGAAAGGUAAACCCCCUGAUGAUGACAUCCAGUUGUCUCUGCUGAAGAUCAAACCUGGAACCAAGAUCAUGAUGAUGGGAACUCGAGAAGAAAACCUGGAGGAAUUUCUGAAGCCCCCUGAGGAUGUGGGUGAUGAUGUCAUCAACGACUUUGACAUUGAAGAGGAGGAGGUGCUUGUAGAGAAUAGGGAGGAGAAUCUUGCCAAGAUCGCCCGACGAGUCAAAGACUACGAAGUGAAAAUCCUGAACCCUUCCCGACCUGGGAAAAAGCUCCUAGUACUGGAUGUGGACUAUACCAUAUUUGACCACCGAUCUGUUGGGCAGAAUGCGCUGGAGCUGAUGAGACCGUACUUACACGAGUUCCUCACACAGAGCUAUGAGCACUACGAUAUCGUCAUAUGGUCUGCUACAAGCAUGAAGUGGAUAGAGGCCAAAAUGAAGGAGCUAGGCAUGGCGGACCAUCCUAACUACAAGAUCAUGUUCCUCCUGGACUCUUCAGCCAUGAUCACUGUACACACGCCCAAAUAUGGUGUUGUUGAGUGCAAGCCCCUAGCUGUGAUCUGGGGCAAGUUUGACCAGUACAGCAGUAAGACCACCAUCAUGUUUGACGAUAUCAGGAGAAACUUCCUCAUGAACCCUCAGAACGGACUCAGGGUGCGACCGUUCCGAGAAGCUCACCUGAACAGACACAAGGACAGGGAGCUGAAGAGACUCGGGCGGUACCUCAGGGACAUCGCACCGCUGGACGACUUCAGUCAGCUCAACCACAGACACUGGGAGAGGUACAGACCCAGAAAACACAGGAAAAAAUCCAGUGACAACGAAGAUCAGGAAAACAAUGAUGAUGAGGACAGAUCAAGACAUCAAACCCAGGAGGAAUCAGGGAAAUAAUGCCUGGAAGCUUUACUGGACACACAGUGUCUACAAGACAAGACCUGGUGAUCCACACAUGUAUUCUUCUCUACCAUAGUACGAAGUAAAGCCCCACAAGCCAGGUUUUAUGGACCCAUGGUAAAUUUUACCUGGUGAGAAUUAAGACGAAAGAAGCUUACAUAUCAUACGCUUCUCUAGAAGAGAUGAAUUUAAAGAAUUUGGAAUGGGAUCUUUUGCAUCAGUGUGAAGAAACUCUACUUAAUUGCUAAACUGCUAAAUGAACAUGUUGCACAAGUGUCACUUGUAUGAUGUUGUAACAAGUAACAUGUAAACUAUACUGUACUCCUGAAUAUCAAAUCUUCAGGAAGGUUACCAUAGUACUAGUAGUUUACUCAGCUUCUGUCCUACCCCCUAGUCAUUCAAGUCUAUACAUUGUACAUGAUGUAGUAAAGAACAUAACUGUUAUAUAUGUGGAAGACAUGCCACA